This is a messenger RNA of Caenorhabditis bovis, 228 nucleotides long. The record is from the annotation of a GenBank genome assembly. NCBI's taxonomy places the organism in Eukaryota, Metazoa, Nematoda, Chromadorea, Rhabditida, Rhabditidae.
AUGUCCUCGCAAAAAGUUGUCCGCGCUGCAAAGAAUCUGAUCUUCAAUCCAUUCAUGACCAAGGAAGCAAUCAGCUCCGCUUCAUUCCGUCCACCAGCUGCCAUUGAAAUCGUCGAGGAAGAGGCAAAGCCAAAUAUUCGCCUUCACGACGAAACCACUCAUCUCAAAUUUGGCUUCCCAAUGACCGACAAAUCCAAGAAGAUGGCGCCAUCAAGUGACAGCAAUUGA